This is a messenger RNA of Leptopilina heterotoma, 1460 nucleotides long. RefSeq lists its product as uncharacterized. The transcript has 2 exons. Gene Ontology annotation, molecular function: GTP binding. NCBI's taxonomy places the organism in Eukaryota, Metazoa, Arthropoda, Insecta, Hymenoptera, Figitidae. The record is from RefSeq and is a predicted model, not a curated record. The coding region runs from base 144 to 1460 and encodes 438 amino acids.
GCAAAAGGAGCUUCUUCUAAGGUUGCUUUAUAUCGAAGAACUUUUAACUAAAAAGCCAAAUAAUUCUGUACAGAAAAAAUUAAGAAUAAGUUUCAAACACACUGCUUGAUUCUUCAGUUUCGAAAUUAUAAUAUUGAUCAAUCAUGAUCAAAGCAGCAAUCAUCUGUGGACUAAUUUCACUAGUCACUGGCGCACAAAGUACCUGCACUGAGAAUGAAUUCAAGGAGCUGGGAGCAUCCCUCUCCCAAUCGGUGGAAUACAUGCGGGAUAAAGUUGGAGAUGAGAACGUGGCAAUUUUCAUUGGCGCCAAAGGAGCUGGCAAGAGCACACUAAUUAACUACCUGAUCGGCAAUCAACUGAAGACUGAACGACGUUCGCUUUUCGAUCCAGUGACAUUAGCAAGAGUCUACAGUGAGUCCAAAGGGCCAAGAGUAGCUGGCGAAUCAACCAAAGCCGCAGUUCCGACAAGAUGGACUUCCUCGAAAUUACCCAAUUUGACUCUCUGGGACUAUCCCGGAUUUGGCGAUGACAACGCAGUACUUCAAGAGGUCACCAGUGUCUUCGACUUCCAUCAGUUGGCGAAAUACGUUAAGUCUCUAAAAGUUAUUUUAGUCAUAGACUUUAAUGACCUCCUGCAGGCUAAUAUCGAACCGCUCGUUAAGCUUCUCACGAUAAAUGUUGAAAAAUAUUUCGGAAAUCACGUAGAAGAAUUCUUAUCCGGACUAUCUGUAAUUUUCACUAAAGUGCCUGCUGAAGUGCGAAAAUCUUCAUUCGACAUGAACUACCUAAAUACAAUGUUAACAAACAAAUUCUUACUCAACAAACAUGAGGAAGUGCCUCAAAUUGUAAAGAAAUUUGUCCAAUACUUAGUAGACAAUAACCAGCAAAUUGGAUUAUUCAAAAAAAUUGUACAUGGUCUUAUUACAAGUGAUGCCGACUUUAAUAUCAUUCCAGCUAUUGAAAAUUCGAAAAGCAUUGAAAGUAGUGCUCUCAAGAAAUUGCGACACUCUAUUUCCGAAGCCUCAAAACUUUGUCUGCAGAAAUUCAAAUUGUCAGAAGCAAUUGCUGAUUCAAAGCUAUUCCUUACCGGAAUAUUCGGAACGAAAAUAUUUGAAAUUGAAACUGCGUUGAAACAAAAAUAUAAUAAGGAUAAUGAAUUAAAAACACUGAAAACAAAAUUAGUUGAUAUGGGAAUUAUUGUGUCCAAUGCAAAGAAUGGUGAAAAUGAUUUAUACAAAAAAAUAGAAAUUUAUAAAGUAAUUGAUGACAGUAUUAAAUAUGAAGUUGAAAAUUUCCGUCUGAUUGAAGUAUCGAAACUAAUUGAAUUUGUUAAUAAUGUGCUGAAUAAGGCAAUGAACAAACCAUUGGAGAGCACUAUGAAGGAAGUUUUAAUUGCAUCAGAUGCAAGUAUACAAAAAGCAAUCGCUGAUAUUAAUCAAAAGUUGGAAAUUAAAGUAUGA